AUGACGAUUAAUGAGUCAGUGCCACAGCCUCUGGAAUGCUUUGGAAUCAUGGAAAACAGGCUCCAGGAGAACGGUGACCAUAGAAUAGAAGAAGACAGAAAUCUCAACAACGCUGGAGCUGCCGUUAAUGUACGGGAUCAAUACGACCUUAGUCCACUUUUUGUUGCCUCGCGACGGGGCUACGCGAAGAUUGUCGAACUGUUGAUUGAAGCCGGCGCUGAUCUCGAGGCACAGAACCGGGAUGAAGGCAGCGCAUUACAAGUGGCUUCUGGCGCCGGGCAAGAAGGCAUAGUCGACAAGCUGCUUGAAUCAGGUGCCGAUGUCAAUGGCGGAGGAGGAUUUUACAAUAAUCCGCUACAGGCAGCUUCAGCCCAGGGUCACGCUAGCAUUGUCCAGCGACUUAUCACAGCAGGUGCCGACGUCAAUAAAAUUGGUGGCUACCACGGAACCUCCUUGCAGGCAGCUUCAGCUGAGGGCGACGACCAUGUCGUCCGGCGACUCCUCGCAGCGAAUGCCGAAGUCAACAUCCAAGGAGGGAAGCACGCAAACGCAUUGGUGGCAGUUUCGGAAAAUCUGAAAUUUGCGACACGUACUAUCAUGAGCGGCGCAUCUAGUGGCCUGUCAGCGAACUUCGGAAAAUACGUUCGCAUCGUCGUGCUGCUGCGCGAUCACGGCGCUAAUGCGGACGUGCCCGGGACGCAGUAUGGGGAUCUUCUGUACACGGCUUCCUACAAAGGCAAUGAAGAGGCUGUACGUCUCCUGCUCGAAACAGGCGUCAAUGCAAAUGAACAACAAAGAGGCAAACUUGACACUGCACUUCAAGCGGCUGCAUAUCGCGGGGAAGAAAAUAUCGUCAAGCUGCUUCUUGAUGCAGGGGUCAAUGUUAAUGCCCAAGGUGGAGAGUUUUAUGGCAACGCCCUUUACGCAGCCCUGGAGUCUUACUGGUCUGAUGAAAAGACGGUCCAAAUAUUGCUGGAUCAUGGCGCCGACGUCAAAGCGGGCAAUGCGCGUCACACAGAUGCUCUUGAAGCGGCCUCAACCGAAGGCAAGAUGGAUGUCGUCCAGCGAUUUCUUGACAAAGAGGUUGCUGAUAGGGCCGGGGAGGUUGAUUCUUCGGCUGGAUGCAAACGUGGCCAAUCUCCCUAG
This is a messenger RNA of Exophiala aquamarina CBS 119918, 1146 nucleotides long. RefSeq lists its product as uncharacterized. The record is from RefSeq and is a predicted model, not a curated record. Gene Ontology annotation, molecular function: protein binding. NCBI's taxonomy places the organism in Eukaryota, Fungi, Ascomycota, Eurotiomycetes, Chaetothyriales, Herpotrichiellaceae. The transcript is spliced from 2 exons. Bases 1 to 1146 code for a protein of 381 amino acids.